Molecule: messenger RNA, 1993 nt
Organism: Vicugna pacos (alpaca)
Lineage: Eukaryota; Metazoa; Chordata; Mammalia; Artiodactyla; Camelidae
Product: histone H2A type 1-B
Cellular component (GO): nucleosome
Molecular function (GO): protein heterodimerization activity; structural constituent of chromatin; DNA binding
Source: RefSeq, a predicted model, not a curated record
CUUCUUCUGCGCCUUAGUCACCGCCUUCUUGGAGCCCUUUUUCGGGGCUGGAGCCGACUUGGCUGGUUCAGGCAUCUCAGCAAAGCACAAAAACCGCCCAACGAAAAAAACAGGUCUCGAAAUGACUGCUUACACAAAGAAAUUGUGGUCUUUUAUAGGCGGCCUAUGCAAAUAAGGUAUUGAAAAAUAUCCAGCUCUGAUUUGAUAAUAUAAGUGACGAGAGUAUGCAAAUUUACUUGCGUCACGUCUCCAUUCCUAUUGGUUCAUAGUCAAAGAUGAUUUUUAACCAAUCCAAUCUCGUAUUUGACUAUUCCAUUCAGCUCUAUAACUGUCAUCUUCUUGUUCUUCUUAGUACAUUUCUUUUCUGCUUUUCUUGUGGUUAUUUUGUCACUGCUGAGACUCAGUAUGUCUGGACGUGGUAAACAGGGCGGCAAAGCUCGCGCCAAAGCCAAGACCCGUUCUUCGCGGGCCGGGCUCCAGUUCCCCGUGGGCCGCGUGCACCGCCUGCUCCGUAAAGGCAACUACUCUGAGCGUGUUGGUGCUGGAGCGCCGGUGUACCUGGCGGCGGUGCUGGAGUACCUAACGGCCGAGAUCCUGGAGCUGGCAGGCAACGCGGCCCGCGACAACAAGAAGACGCGCAUCAUCCCGCGCCACCUGCAGCUGGCCAUUCGCAACGACGAGGAGCUCAACAAGCUACUCGGUCGCGUGACUAUCGCUCAGGGCGGCGUCCUGCCCAACAUUCAGGCGGUUCUGCUGCCCAAGAAGACCGAGAGCCACCACAAGGCCAAGGGCAAGUGAAACAUAGUUCUUAAUUUCUGCUUCCGGAACUCAAAGGCUCUUUUCAGAGCCACCCACUUUUUCUGGAAAGCGCUGAAACACUUCAUAAGUCCAGGAGACAUGUUUCAAUCCUUAAUAUGUGCUUGUGUUUUCAUUUUGUUUAUGCUAGUCUGAUAAUGUUUUGAGUUUAAAGAUGGAAAUCAGUUCCCAUGUUUACCACAGAUAUGGUCAAUUUAAUUGUUGGUCACUAUGCACCGUAGUCUUAAGAAUUUAUGAAGCUGAAUAAUGUCAUUCCUUUUUAGUGAAUGAUGAAAUGGGUUUAAGCAGAAAGGAUCUCUGUUAAAGGAAUUCUGUGUCAGGGCAUAAAUUAGGGCUUGUGGGCUCUAGGUGACAUGUAAAUGACAAGACCAUAAUGCCUCUUAAGAAGAUUGGAAUAUAUGUGCAGUAUAUAUGUGUAUAUACAAAUAAACUUGCUCUCAAACAGUAAAAUAUGAAUAAAUGAGAGAACAAAGGAAUAGCUGACCAAUGAUAUGUUAGGGCGGGCUUUUUAAAUUUGGAGGAUGCGAGCAUUAAUAGUGAGACAUUUUAUCCAUUGGUUAUUUCUCUUCAGAAAAAAAUGUAAUAAGUGAAGUACACUAAAAUCAAUACAACACGAAACCUUGCUGUUACGGACUCAAAGUGGACUAUAAGUGAAUAAAAUUUCGACUUAUAUUCAAUGCUAGUGGAAAUCCAGUUGUACUUCUCCAGAAGGAAACCUGAGAACCAAUUACAGCGGGGACACUAGGAACCAGACUGACCUGCUCUUACAAAUAAGGUCAGAAACAGCACAAGCACGGUAUGCUGUCCAGCCAGUUUCCUUUUCUGUUAUCAUCAUGGCUCGCAGUAAGUGAGGUGGGAAGCCCCAUUAAAAGACCAGCAGGACCCACAGGCAGGGCCACUACUUUAGUCCGGGGCCAUCUGUUUCCCCGGCCCGGCGGCAUUAUCUGACUUCUGUGCUUCUGUAAACGGCUUGCUUCUAGGAAAGUCACACUUAGCCCUAAAAUUCUAUUGGUUCCCAAAGCUCACGCUUGAUUGGUCCAUUUAUAACACCUUAUUUGCAUAUGGCGCGAACCUACUCGAAAACUAAAAUUGUCUUAAACCUUACAAAAGGGGUCCAGAGGGUGAAGUGUUCAUUCCUCUGGGUCCGCCGGCGUAAUAAACCUGACUUUUCUAACCA